Messenger RNA from Tachysurus vachellii, 2192 nucleotides. It is a transcript of the gene rad21l1, whose product is annotated as RAD21 cohesin complex component like 1. The transcript is spliced from 14 exons. Gene Ontology annotation, cellular component: synaptonemal complex; cohesin complex. Gene Ontology annotation, biological process: replication-born double-strand break repair via sister chromatid exchange; synaptonemal complex assembly; mitotic sister chromatid cohesion. The record is from RefSeq and is a predicted model, not a curated record. Gene Ontology annotation, molecular function: protein binding; chromatin binding. Bases 365 to 2014 code for a protein of 549 amino acids. NCBI's taxonomy places the organism in Eukaryota, Metazoa, Chordata, Actinopteri, Siluriformes, Bagridae.
UUGGACACGCCCAAUGAAAUUUAAACAUCAGUACCUGCGCGUGAACAUUUUGUCACGUCGUAAGUUUCCAAACGGCGGCUGUUAAAGUCAUGUAGAACUACAAAGUCACGUUACAAAGCUAACAGACAGCAAGUAACUUUACAUGACGAUAAAAUAACGUUAGUUUCCCCACCCCGUAGCAUUUCAGUAAUAGUUUUAACAUCAUACUCAGGGCUCGUGAGCAUAAACGGUCAAAAUUGGCGGGAUGCGCGAGCGUUUUCCUUUCACUACCUCAGCUUUAAUAUCAGUCAGACUGUCAAUAAAUAAACUUCACGUUCAACGAAGCUGGAACUGAGGACGCUGAAUUAAAUGAAAUCCACUAAACAUGGAUGUCUUCACACAACUCUUCACCUCUAAACGUGGACCCCUGGCCAGGAUCUGGCUUGCAGCCCACUGGGAAAAGAAGAUAACCAAAGCCCAUGUGUUUGAAUGUAACCUAGAGGCGACCAUAGAGGAUAUUAUUUCUCCUCAGAUAAAGAUCGGGCUGCGGACUUCAGGUCACCUGCUCCUGGGUGUUGUGCGAAUCUACUCUAGGAAAGCCAAAUAUCUACUUGCAGAUUGCAGUGAUGCUGUGGUUAAAAUCAAAGUGGCUUUCCGACCAGGACAGUUGGAUCUACCUGAGGAAGGUUUGGAAGCCUUGGUUAAAGCCAUUACACUGCCUGAGGAUUUCACUGACUUUGAGUCACAGCUACCUGAUCUCAGCACUAUUGAUGUUGUAGAUCACUUCUCACUGAACCAGAGCCGCACAGAGGAAAUCACUAUGAAGGAAAACUUUGGAAACAGUUUUCUAGCCAUGGAUGACUUGGGAGAUGAAACCCAGUCUCAUCAGGGACUGUUUGACACAAGUUUCCAAAGUCUCGGUGCAAGCGGUGAUGCGUUUGGUGAUGAGGGCAUGACUUUUGAUCUUGUUGAUUUCAUAGCAAAUGCUAAUGAGAAUGCACUGCUCACUGAUUCCUGUGGUGAAUCACCAACUGAGGUCCCUGCAACACCCCCACCAACUGCUAUUAAUCCUACUGAUCCUUCCAUAGCUAAUUCAGAGGCCUUGCCAGAGACUCCCGCACUGAAUGAGACCACACUGCUGGAGAAUGCAGAGGAAGGCUUUGCCCUUGAACCUGUCGCUGUUACACCCUCUUCUGAGAGGAACAAAGGGAGACGGAAAAGGAAGCUGGUGGUAGACCAGUCAAAGGAGCUUUCUAAUGAAGCAAUCAAAGCCCAACUAGCUGACUACUCUGACCUCCUGACCCCACUUGACAUAGCUCCACCCACACGACAACUCAUGGACUGGAAGGAAAAUGGAGGCGUGGAUUAUCUGUUUUCACAUUUCUGCACACCUGUCAUGGACAGUAACUUGCAAAAGCUGUUCCCUAGAGAUGUGUUACCUGGGAAAAUGGGGCCAAUAAGAAAAGCCGGAGACGAAAGUGACCCCAAGGAGAUGAAAGAGCAGAUGAGAGAGGCUGAGAGUGAGAGCACCAGUGUGCCUAUGAUGGAUGAGAUGAGCUUACUGCAAGAGUCUGUGGCACCAAACCGGGCAGCAGAGGCAUCCAGCUUUAUCGACCCAUCUUUCAUACAUACAGAACCUUCAGAGUGCAAUGUUGGAAAUGAAAGCAGGUCGGAGGUGUCGCCUCCAGAGCCGCUGUCUGAGGAGUCAAUGCUGGUCCAUCCACCUGGAACUGACAGUGAAACUCUACAGAUGCGCACACACACACAGCACUCUGCCUUGGACAGCCAAAAUAUGGAGGAGAAGAAAAUGACUAGUCGAGCACAGAGUCUCCUCCAGGCUAUCAGAAAACUGAACAGCAGCCCCGACGCCACAUUCAGCCUUCAUGAACUGUGUAGGAAUUGCAGUCGAUCCAAAGCAGCCUGCGUGAUGUUCUGUCUGCUGGUGCUGAAGAAGCAGCAGGCCUUAGACUUGCACCAGAGUGCCCCCUUCAGUGACAUCAUCAUCACACCUGGUCCCCUUUUUCAGAAGCUUUAGGACAGAGUGAUUAAAGUAGAGCCACAGUUGCCACUUCAUUCACAUGAGCACUAGAUUUUAAGAGGCGACUUAAAGUGUCAGUUAAACAAUAUAAAGCAAAGUUCUUGCUGUUUUAAGAAAAGUGACUUAACUGUUUCACUCAAUGUUCUGCCAUCUAUUUUGGAGCUCUGACUUGCAG